Talaromyces marneffei is the source of this 2175-nucleotide messenger RNA. RefSeq lists its product as uncharacterized. The record is from RefSeq and is a predicted model, not a curated record. Lineage: Eukaryota; Fungi; Ascomycota; Eurotiomycetes; Eurotiales; Trichocomaceae. The coding region runs from base 1 to 2175 and encodes 724 amino acids. Gene Ontology annotation, biological process: L-arginine biosynthetic process. Gene Ontology annotation, cellular component: mitochondrial matrix. Gene Ontology annotation, molecular function: arginine binding; L-glutamate N-acetyltransferase activity, acting on acetyl-CoA as donor. The transcript has 2 exons.
AUGAGCCUCCAAUCUUCCAGGGUUCUGCUUCACAGGAAACAUGACUGGUCCACAUGUCGAAACCUUCCAGCGCGAUGGUGGUCCCACCCACGAUCCUAUCACCAAGAGUCGCAACACGCAGAUCGCAAGCCGGUGUCGGCGUCAGCUUCAGCAUGGACCGAACCUCUAUCCAAGAGCCAUUCCCGAAGCUCCGGUCGCCAGCGGGCACGCGAGAAAAUGGCAGAUAAGGAAUUCUUCCUCAGUCUAUUGACUUCUGCAACUACGAAACGAGAGGCAAAGGCAUAUUUGUCUAGAUUUCCGUCUGUUAAGAAGACAAAGCUUCCGAUGACGCCGAAGAAAGAGGCUGCAGUCGAGCUACAGCCUCCGAAAGAGAUUGAGAAGCCAGGUGUGAAUUUGGGGUCAUUUUAUGGACCUACGAGAUCGGUGUUGCAGACUCCAGUUUUUCGACAGGGAUCUACGCCUGAAAUAGAGACCGCCAUAAACCUUGACGAGGCGUUGCAUGUCGCAUUGGUUAAAUUGACUGAUGCACAGUCGUUGGAUGAUGAAACUAUACACGGAGUAGCUCUGACAUUAUCACAAUUGACGCGACUGGGUAUGGCGUCGUGUGUCGUCGUUGAUCCUGGACCAGUGAAAGAUGCAACGACAUGGAGAAAGGCAGCGGCCGAGCAAGCUGAUCGACUCUCGGCUGCAAUCGAUGCCUGUGAUGGUGGCAAAGCCCGUCGCCUUGACUCGGUGCUGGUCAGAAACAAGGACGGAGAAGUUCCAAAGGUGAUAUCCCGGCAGGUCUUAUUGCGCCCUUUGCGCAAGAAUCAUAUUGUUGUUGUUACGCCGGUAGCAUAUUCGGAACAGACUUGUAAAGCAUCGUCUGUAGCGAGCAACGAUGUUAUGAUUGCUCUAACCCGUGAACUGGCCGGUUUAGAGAGAAAGCAUGAUCCUGAUGAGGAUCCCCGUGUCACAGCAGAGAACUUUGCUGCGCUUCAAAAGGAGAUAUCGGUAGAUCGUUUGAUUGUGCUCGACCCUGUAGGUGGGAUUCCAGCGUUCAAGGGCCCACAGCGGGCUCAUGUUUUUGUGAAUAUGGAGCAGGAGUUUAGGGGUAUUGAAACUGAGCUUCAAGAAGCAAUGGCUUCGCUCGAAGGGUAUGUUGAUCCGGGAACUGAGUCAGAUCUGAGUGCUGCAGCUAUGAAAAGCAACCCCAUUUCAAAAUUUGUUGCAACGGAGGUUACUCGAAUGCCAACUCGGCCACAGCACAAACCUUUGCCAGUGAAUGGCGGGGUGAUGAACAGCGCGAUAAAGGAACAUGUUGAAAACCUGCGUCUCCUUCAGCAGACUCUCACCUUACUUCCACCGUCAUCGUCCGGAAUCAUCACUACACCCACAGAUGUGGCCAACUCCGCGCGUCCUCAGCAAGAUAUCCUUUCAGUAUCUCAAGUUGGAACACGAAGUUCAAAGAACCUGCUCAUCCACAACCUCUUGACCGAUAAACCAGCCUAUUCAUCUUCUUUGCCAUCUGAACGACUCGGUCGGACAACACCCUCUAUCGUGCAAUCCACCUUCCUCAAGCGCGGCAUGCCAUUAACCAUCCUCCCCGAUCCACGCAUCACUCCCUGGUCACCCAACAGCCCCGACAGCCGACACCUGACCCUGGACGAUCCUCGCAUCGACCUUUCCCGUUUAGUGCAUUUAAUCGAAGACUCCUUCAACCGAAAACUCGACGUACAAGACUACCUCAACCGCGUCAACGGCCGCCUAGCCGGGUUGAUUAUCGCAGGCGAAUACGAAGGCGGCGCAAUCCUCACUUGGGAAACACCACCCUCUAUCCCCGAGUCUGAGCGUAACAACCCCGAAAAUCUACCUCGGCUAGUGCCCUAUCUCGAUAAAUUCGCCGUCCUCAAACGCAGCCAGGGCGCAGGCGGCGUUGCGGAUAUUGUGUUUAAUGCGAUGGUGCGCACAUGUCUGCCUCAAGGCGUAUGUUGGCGCAGUCGAAUGGACAAUCCGGUGAACAAGUGGUACUUUGAGCGGUCGAGGGGAACGUGGAAGUUGGAUGGGAGUAACUGGGCCAUGUUUUGGACUACGCCUGGAGUUCCGGAGGAAGAUCCGUUGAGGUUCAAGGAUUACGAGGCUGUUUGUAGAAGUAUUCAGCCUAGUUGGGCUGAUAAGAAGGCCGUCGAUGAUUAA